ACCGUGGGAGUGCAGUGCAUUCUGGUUAGGUAUCACUUAGCUACUGCGGCCUCCUGCGUCACCCUUAAUGAAGAGAACUCGAGAUAGACACGGGCUUUUUACAUACUAACAGUCACCCAAUACUUUAUACGUGUAACUAUGCCCUUCGCGGUGAAUUGGAAGGUUUAGGGUGACAUUCUGUUCCACAUAACGCGGUUUAAUGUUCAGCAGUGCGUCUCAACAGGUUACCAAGUAGUCAAAACUGUACAUUAUUUAUGUAGGAGAGGGACGGACGGGACUCUAUAGAAUGAACCCGUCAGUGUUCUGGGUAAGAAAAAGACGACGGUGAGGAUAAAUUGUGUAUCAUGGAGCCUACGAAUGAAGGAGAACAGUUCACGGGGGCCCUGGCCAUCAGCACGGACAAGGACAUGAACAGCCCGCGUUCCUUACGAAUCCAGCACUAUCUCAGCGUCCGUCAUGCCCUGCCCAAGACCAAGAUCCACCGGGCGAUACUGUCCGAUAACGCUGGCCAGGACAGGCGUCUGGACAUGACCGUCUCCCACCUGUCCAGCACGCAGAAACGAAACAGAUUCUUUCACGAACAAAACAUUCGCACGUUUCUGAACAGGCAGAAGAGAAAACAAAAUAAAUGGAGGAGGGAGGACAACGUGCGUGUGGCGUCAAUGAAUUUACCCACGUACACGUACAGUGAAGCCAAGGAACGCCCGCGCGGGAUGGAGACAGUAUACCAUAACCCCCGGUACUCCUCCACCAGUGACCACGGCAAAAUCCACGUCCCCCUCAGCCCCAGGGUUCAGCUCCCUAGGGAACGCACGGAGAUAGUGCUGUACCGCGAUAAAACUGUUGUCACAAAAUUCCCCACGGUGGUCGACCUCGAUCCAAAGACGAUGGAGCGAUACGAGAAAUAUCGCGGAAAGGAUUACCUAGUGCGUGGGGUGCCAGCGCAGGACGAACGCUUUGGGAAACUGGCUACCUCCCUUGAAACGCUGCCGGUACAGGAGGAUCUUACACUCAAAGCUAUUCAGUUCCAGACUCAAACCACGCGGGGCGGUGUCUCCAGACAUGGUAAAAUACCCGCAAACUGGGCCCCACAGAGGAGUGUCACCGAGCCACAGAUAAAAGUCAUGAUGCCGAGCAUGGCGAGACAUCAGAGGUCUAACAGCAGCAGACUCAGCUAUAACUCGGGGUCCACUCAUUCUAAAAUAGAGUUUACAUCGGAGACAAGAGAACUAUCGAGGAAACAGUGACCGGUGUGAAAACAGUUGUACUAGUAACUUAGUCCUGUUAGCGUAAGAUGUCUGGCGUAUCUUCAGUAUCGUAACCAGGUUUUUGUUAUAUUGGUAUCUAUUCUAAAACAUUAAGAUUUAUGACAUAUUUAAAGGGAUAAUAACUCUUCGUGUGAGAUCUAUAUUUCACAAUAAAAACAUUGUGAAUAACUCAUAG
Messenger RNA from Lingula anatina, 1443 nucleotides. RefSeq lists its product as uncharacterized. Lineage: Eukaryota; Metazoa; Brachiopoda; Lingulata; Lingulida; Lingulidae. The record is from RefSeq and is a predicted model, not a curated record.